CUGCUUUCGCCUCCCCCUCUUCUACCCUCCUCUUCCCUCUCCUUCUUCUCUUUUUAUUUUUUUUCAUUGCCUUUCCACCGUUUCCCAACCCUUUUUGACCUCAGCGCUGGACAUUAUCUUCCCAUUCUUUCCUUCGUCCGAAAUACCCCAGAGCUUAUCUUUCCUAUCUCCAGCUCUCCGCUACCAUUUCAAUGGCUUCGGAUUCGGCACCCGCAGAUGGCACCGGUGUCAUCAAGCUCGACCCAUGGCUCGAGCCGCACCGCGACGCCCUCAAACGUAGAUUCGAGUUCGUGGAGAGUUGGGUCAAGACCAUCAACGAGCAUGAGGGUGGCUUGGAGAAGUUCAGCAGGGGUUAUGAGAGAUACGGCCUCAAUGUCGCCGAGAAUGGUGACAUUGUCUACAGAGAAUGGGCUCCCGGGGCGGUUGAGGCCCAGUUAGUUGGCGAAUUCAACAACUGGGACGUCAAGGCGAACCCGAUGAAGCAGAAUGAUUUCGGCGUCUGGGAGGUCACGGUACCGGCUAAGAAUGGUGUUCCAGCCAUUCCGCACGACAGCAAAAUCAAGAUCACUAUGGUCACACGCGCUGGGGAACGAAUCUACCGGAUACCCGCUUGGAUCAAGCGCGUGGUACAAGAUCUGAGCGUAUCCCCUAUCUAUGAGUCCGUGUUUUGGAACCCGCCCGAGGAAGAGCGGUAUCACUUCAAGCACCAGCGCCCGAGAAAGCCCGAGAGCCUGCGGAUCUACGAGGCCCACGUCGGAAUUUCAUCCCCUGAGACGAAAGUCGCAACCUACAAGGAGUUCACAAAGAACAUGCUGCCUCGGAUCAAGUAUCUGGGGUACAAUGCUAUCCAGCUCAUGGCCAUCAUGGAGCAUGCGUACUACGCCAGCUUUGGGUACCAGGUUAACAGCUUCUUCGCGGCGAGUAGCCGCUACGGCCCGCCGGAAGACUUGAAGGAGCUGGUUGAUACAGCUCACAGCAUGGGCCUGGUGGUGCUUCUUGAUGUUGUGCACAGUCACGCAUCCAAGAAUGUCUUGGAUGGCUUGAACAUGUUUGAUGGCACGGACCACUUGUACUUCCAUUCCGGAGGUAAGGGUCAGCACGACCUCUGGGACAGUCGACUGUUCAACUACGGCCACCAUGAAGUGCUGCGCUUCCUCCUGAGCAAUCUACGAUUCUGGAUGGAAGAGUAUGGCUUUGAUGGUUUCCGGUUCGAUGGUGUUACUAGCAUGCUUUACACGCAUCACGGCAUUGGAACAGGUUUCUCGGGUGGGUACCAUGAGUACUUCGGCCCCGCUGUUGAUGAUGAGGGCGUCAUGUACCUGACCCUUGCUAACGAGAUGCUCCACAACCUCUACCCCAACUGCAUCACUGUGGCAGAGGACGUAUCUGGCAUGCCAGCCUUGUGUCUGCCUCACUCGCUGGGUGGGGUUGGCUUUGACUACCGUCUCGCCAUGGCCAUUCCCGACAUGUACAUCAAGCUCCUGAAGGAGAAAGCUGAUGACCAGUGGGAUAUCGGCAACCUGGCUUUCACUCUUACUAACCGCCGUGACGGCGAGAAAACUAUCGCUUAUGCCGAGAGCCACGACCAAGCUCUCGUCGGCGACAAAUCCCUCAUGAUGUGGCUAUGCGACAAAGAAAUGUACACACAUAUGUCCAUUCUCACCGAAUUGACUCCGAUCAUCGAACGCGGGAUGUCUCUCCACAAACUCCUCCGCCUGGUCACCCACGCGCUCGGCGGCGAAGGGUACCUGAACUUUGAGGGCAACGAAUUCGGCCACCCUGAGUGGCUCGACUUCCCCCGUGCGGGCAACAACAACUCGUUCUGGUACGCCCGCCGCCAGCUCAACCUGACCGAGGACCACCUCCUGCGCUACCAGUUCUUGAACGAGUUCGACCGUGCCAUGCAACUGACGGAGGACAAGUACGGCUGGCUGCAUUCGCCUCAGGCUUAUGUCAGCCUCAAGCACGAGGGUGACAAGGUCCUCGUCUUUGAGCGGGCGGGUCUCCUCUGGAUCUUCAACUUCCAUCCCACGAACAGCUUCACGGACUACCGUGUUGGCGUGGAACAGGCGGGUACGUAUCGCAUCGUGUUGGACAGCGACGACAAGGUGUUUGGUGGGUUCGGGCGAAACAACAAGGAGACGCGAUUCUUCACGACUGAUCUGGAGUGGAAUGGGCGGCGGAACUAUCUGCAGGUCUAUAUUCCUACGCGGACGGCAUUGGUUCUCGCGCUGGAAGAGACUCUGUAAGAGACUGAGUCCACCCGGUCUUACUAGCGUUUGGCCCUAGUCCAAUUGAGCCAUCCUGCUGGCGAAGCAUGGAAGGAGGCACGCUAGCUAGUCAGCAUGAAUCUUUGUGCGCCAUCAUCUUGUAUUCCUGUUUCUAGUUUCGGACUUUGCUAGCGAUUAAUAAACACCCUGAUUUAUGCGUUAUGUUAGCUACUGUGAUUAAAAUAGCAGAGAAGAGCCGGUUGCAAGAGAUUUAGUA
Messenger RNA from Aspergillus homomorphus CBS 101889, 2487 nucleotides. RefSeq names its product 1,4-alpha-glucan branching enzyme GLC3. Gene Ontology annotation, cellular component: cytoplasm. Gene Ontology annotation, biological process: glycogen biosynthetic process. The transcript is spliced from 8 exons. Lineage: Eukaryota; Fungi; Ascomycota; Eurotiomycetes; Eurotiales; Aspergillaceae. The coding region runs from base 192 to 2249 and encodes 685 amino acids. The record is from RefSeq and is a predicted model, not a curated record. Gene Ontology annotation, molecular function: 1,4-alpha-glucan branching enzyme activity; cation binding; hydrolase activity, hydrolyzing O-glycosyl compounds.